AUGUACAAUGGCAGAGAUAAAAAGGCCAGAACACUGUAAGCAGCCAUGACAGGACACACAUUCCAGGAGCUGCCGUAUUACAAGUCUACCAUUAUACACAGAUAACAAAACAUAACACCUUAUGCAAAUAGAGCCAUGCUGCAUCCAGUCAUAAAGCGCACAACACUUCAUGGAACGCAGCAGCGUCCGACAGCCCAAACUAAUCGCUGCCUGACAAUCCUAGGAUUCCCGGGAAGCGGGCUCAUCUCUACAGCAUCUCAUCACCUUCUCAUGAUGAAGCCGGUAAUGUCGGGUCCCGAGUGUUUCUACAGAUUGCGCCCCCGAGGACGAGCAUAGGGAGAACCUGUUAGCAGAAUUCACGUCGAGAUAGGCGCUCGGCUGAGCUGGUCUGGUCUGAACUGUAAAGACUUCCGAGGCGGCAGUUUGAAAACAACAUGAAAGAUGGAAGCAGCCGGGUGUUAUCUCAGAACGGCGCUGUCCCUGUAUGUUAUCAUUGUGGUGAGGGCCGGUGAGAUGACCCUGCCAGAUGUUCAAUGUACUUCAUUAAAUGAAGGCCAUCCUGUUGAUAAAACACAAAAUCACUGCUUCUGUUAUAAACCAAAUUGGCACAUGGACAUGGUUUGGUCAACUCUUCAGAUUCAUGUCCAGAGUAAAGAAAGCGUGUUCUUUUUACCUCAUCAUAACUGCACUCAACCAGAGGAUGUGUACGAUUAUAUUUACUGUUGGCUAGACGGUGUCACAAGACCAAGAGAUUUCGAAGAUGUUCUCAUUGAUAUCAGUCGACUAGAUAAAGACUUCUGCUUCCAUAUCAAGUUUAGCAAAAAAUCAUCAACAUACAGUGUAACAGUACUAAAGAUUUGGUUCCAUCUUCGAAUAUUUGCUGUCCUAGCUGGUAUUCUUCUGUUUUGCUUAGCUGAUAAACUCAGUAGGUCCUCCCUCUUUUUUUAUGCCACUGGAAUAAUGCUUGGAAUGACAGCUUCUGUAUUAUUUCUUCUAAUAGCACUGAAACGGUUCAUCUCAAAGCCCAACACGUUUUGGCUUUUAUUAAGCACCUGUUGCUUUUUAACUGCAUAUGUCGUGCAGUUUCUGACUGAAAAUAUUACUUGGAUAUGGACUGAAAAGAAGCCUUUUGUCAUAGGUUACUUUGUAACAUUGGGAUUGCUCAGCUUUGCAGCCUGCUACAGUCAUGGCCAACUGCACAGUGAAUUCAGUUUUAAUCUUUUUUCUUGGAUGCUCCAAAUCAUCGCAUGCCUUCUGAUUUUCUUUGGCCACCCUGUCUAUGAAAUUGCCUUUAGUAUUAUUGCUGUUCUUCUGUCAUGUAAGGGGAUUCCCUAUCUCCACAGGGCAAUAAGUUACAUUUACAGGAAAGUGAGAUACAAGAAGUCAGUCAUUCGGUAUCUUACAGAAGAAGAAUACAAUGAGCAGUGUGAAGUUGAGACUCUCAAAGCAUUGAAAGAGCUGCAUGACUUCUGCAAUAGUCCUGACGUCAACUCGUGGCUUAUGGUGUCCAGACUUUCUUCACCAAAGAGGGAAAGAUUGAUCCCAGAGUGUGUAAAGAAGUCAGUGAAAGGUGGAGGAGGAAGUGUCAUGGUUUGGGGAAUGUUUCCUGCAGCAGGAGUUGGACCUCUCAUACAGCUACAUGGCUACAUGGAGUGAAUGCAAGUGUGUAUCAGAACCAUCCUCAACAACAUAUGGUUCCUUCCUUGCCUUCAUCACUCAAUCAGCUAUCAAUCUUCAUGCAGGACAAUGCCCCCUGUCACACAGCAAAACGGGUAAAGCAGUUCCUUGAAACUGAAAACAUUGAAACAAUGAAAUGGCCAGCCCAGAGUCCUGAUCUAAACCCAAUAGAAAACCUCUGGAAAAUCCUUUGUGACAAAGUUAUGGCCAAGAAACCCACAACAGUCACAGAACUGUGGAAGAGACUGGAAGAAGAGUGGACCAAAAUCACACCAGAGCAGUGUGAGAGACUAGUGAUGUCCUGUAGGGGGCGCAGAUGGG
Molecule: messenger RNA, 1998 nt
Organism: Hyla sarda
Lineage: Eukaryota; Metazoa; Chordata; Amphibia; Anura; Hylidae
Gene: NEMP2
Product: nuclear envelope integral membrane protein 2
Exons: 9
Coding region: 442-1656 (404 amino acids)
Cellular component (GO): nuclear envelope
Molecular function (GO): nucleic acid binding
Source: RefSeq, a predicted model, not a curated record